Molecule: messenger RNA, 1604 nt
Organism: Syzygium oleosum
Lineage: Eukaryota; Viridiplantae; Streptophyta; Magnoliopsida; Myrtales; Myrtaceae
Product: F-box protein At1g11270-like
Exons: 2
Coding region: 182-1387 (401 amino acids)
Molecular function (GO): protein binding
Source: RefSeq, a predicted model, not a curated record
UCGCACUGAUCACUCACUUCCCUCCCUCUUCCCCUUUGUCAGUUGUUUUACACCUACUCAAAAUGGCAGCCCGAAUUCAAAUGUUGGUGCCUGUGGUAGUUUCCACCUGCCCAAGAGUUCUAGACAUUUGCAGCCACAAGCUAGAGCAUAACUAAGAAGAGAUUGAUAUAUUUCGUCUUGAAUGGAGAAAUCAGAGAAAAGAAGCAGCACUAGAAACGAGAGCAUUCCCUACUUGUCUCUAGAGAUUAUAUCAGAAAUAUUAUGCAAGCUUCCUAUCGAUUCAGUCGUGCGCUGCAGAUGUGUCUGCAAGGGCUGGUGUCACCUAACAAAAUCAGCCACUUUCAUCGAGCAUCUUUUGAGUAGCAAUGAUUACAAGGAACCGUGGCUCAUCCUUGAACCGUUUUGUGCGGAUGAUGACUCCACACAACCUUUUCUUUUGGUGGAUAUCGAGGGACGCAGGGUUAGACAGAUUCACAUUGAUCCGCUAAAAGGACUUUCGGCCAUGGGCACUUGCCGAGGAUUACUAUGUGUAGGUUCUUACUCAGCUCUUGAUCCUGUUUUUGUUUGCAAUCCCAUAACGAGGGAGUACAGAAGAUUGCCAACAUCAGGAGAAACAAUUAUGGGCGGUCAUCAAGUUGGACUCGGAUUCGAUCCUUCAACAGGAAAGUACAAAGCUCUGCGUACAUAUGUUAAUAUUGAAGGAAGAAGGUGCUUCGAAGUGACUACACUGGGAGCGAGUUCGUGGAGGAGAUUGGAUGUACCUGAAGGUUGGCAGACUUAUUUUGUAUACGAACCUGUAUUCUGGAACGGGGCCAUUCACUGGAAAGCUUCUGGAAAUGAACGUGACGUCAUCAUAUCAUAUGAUGUAUGUCAUGAGAAGUUUCGGAUUAUUUCAUUUACCCAAGAUGUUGGCCAAUUCGACCUUGGAGUACGCCACGAUAAUAAUAGUCAAUCGCUCCUACCCCCCCAAGGUUUUGUCCCUGAUGGAAAUGUCCCCCUCGCGACAACGAUCGAACCCAGUGAACUUGAGCUGCUAGGAUUCAGAGGAUGCUUGACUAUAGUAGAACAUGAUAACGAGUGGAUGAGAGAAUGGGAAGUGACGGGGGACAAAUUCGAAGACCUUUCCAUCUGCUUUUGGGAUUUUCAUGAUACUCACGUGGUGUGGAAUCCCUACAUGACUUAUAUAGUCAUUGGUAGGUUGAGCUCGGAAUGUUUUCUCUUACGGGUAAGUGCUUGCUAUGGUAACAUUUCCAACCGAAAAAUGCACUUCACAUAUUUCUUCCCGAAAAAGGCAAAUUACCUGCCGCUGGACAUCCCUAGCCUCCCUUCGAGGUUCACUACGAUUCGCGGUUACGAGCCUAGCCUCGUAUCACCCGAAACUGUGUGACUGAGAGUUGCUCUUCUUAUCUCCUGAGGCUAAACUUUUUAUUGUCUUCAGUUUGACCCUUUGUGAGUACUGUGUUUUCUCCCCUAUUUAGCCAGUUCUGUGAUUAUUCAAGCAGCUAUUUUGCAGAAAUAUAACAAGGGAUAAGCACUUUUAGUCUAGGAAUAACUCUUUUCCUUUAACAUUGCCAAUUGCAAGUACUGAAGGCUUGUUUGUGUUA